GAGUGCUGUGUCUGCCCUUCUUGGCCCACCAUCUCCGGUGGGACGCUAGCAAGACGAGCGAGGACAUCGUCAUCGAAGUCUUCGAGCUGGUGCGGGAGCAGACGGGUUCGCCAGUACAGCUGGGGGUGGACGUGGUGUUGAACCCCCCGACAGUCGUCAAGGAUGUGAAGUGGCUUUGUGCUGAUGCGAGGGUGGCUUCGGCAAUGAUGGCAUCAAGCGAGGGCUUGGAGCUUCUGAGCGUGAACGAGCCAAGACUUCGGAAGCUGAUGGCAGAGGAAAUGCCUCUCGAGAAGGCCAAGGACUACCUCCAGCACAUCCACGCCAAGGGCUACACGGACGAGAUGCUCAAAAAAAUUCCGCGAACCUUCAGUACCCUGCAGGAUUUCAAGACAGUGCCGGACAAGGAGAAGGAGGACUUUUGCCAGAGGGAGAUGAAGGUGUGGAUGGAGAGAGUGAAGGAGUCCAUAGGGCAUUGCUCCCACGAAGGCAAGGAUGGAGGUCGCACGGCCGCCAAAGCCCUCUACAGCAAAGCGCUUGGCGGAGCAGUCGACUACGACGACAUUUGCCAGCGCUGCAAAGACAAGCCGAACUUCACGGCAAAUUUCGUGAGACCCAACCUCUUCACCCCCACAGACAGUGCAAAGUACAAGUUGCCAUUCGAUUGUGUAGCAGAGGCAGCGAAGGCUGUGCUCUGCCUGUGA
This is a messenger RNA of Symbiodinium sp. CCMP2456, 701 nucleotides long. The record is from the annotation of a GenBank genome assembly. Lineage: Eukaryota; Dinophyceae; Suessiales; Symbiodiniaceae.